Messenger RNA from Capronia epimyces CBS 606.96, 2712 nucleotides. RefSeq lists its product as uncharacterized. Lineage: Eukaryota; Fungi; Ascomycota; Eurotiomycetes; Chaetothyriales; Herpotrichiellaceae. The coding region runs from base 1 to 2712 and encodes 903 amino acids. The record is from RefSeq and is a predicted model, not a curated record. Gene Ontology annotation, molecular function: RNA binding. The transcript has a single exon.
AUGUUAGCACGUACGGCCGGAUUGUCCCACGUCUGCCUCAGAUGCCAGCGAAGACUGUUGACCGACAGAGGCCCUCUGGAGGCUCCCUCGUAUCCUUCCACCUUUGUAUCAGGCCGGCGAUGGGGUCAUUCAGCAGUUCAAAUCCAACAAGACGACGACAAUGACCAUCAGGACGGAGGUCAACCGGAAAACACUGACCUGUCCUCGAGCACCUCCAAUUCCGAACCAGUCGCGGAGAGAUCCUACCGCUUUCGACGAUGGCGUCCGAGCAAGACGGCCAAUCUGGGAGUCAAUUCCUUGGGCAAGCCGGCGGAGGUGCUGAUUCUUCCAUCCCGAGACCGCCGCAUACCACAGGUCCCGAAAGAUGAAGAAAACAAAGCCAGGGUGAGCGUGCAGGAAUCACUCGCCUCGGAGCAAGCACCGCUGAGCAUACAAGAUUUGAUGGCGAACAUCGAGCAAGUCGUCCGGUCUUCGGGCAUCGAGAAAAAGCGCGGGCAAUUAGAGGUCAAGGAGUGGGAAAUACUCCGAUCAAGUUUGGCCCAGGGAUUCAAACUCGACCAGAUGAGGCGUUAUAUCGCGUACAAGCGCAAGAAGUCAUUGUCAACCGAUGCCUUCCACCGUGUCAAUAGACAGAACAAGCCGGACACGAUCAAAUAUUUGGUUGAAGAGGUCUGGGGGUUCACCGUUCCUGUGACGGAAAAGAGCUCCAAGCAGAGACAGCGGAGCUUGAGCCUUUAUGUCCCAGAUGAAGCCAAACUCGAUCACCUUCUGAAAGACCGCGGCCAGCCAUUGAAGCGAAUCGCAGAGGAACUCGAUGUCCAGAUCGACUUGUUUCGACGGGAAUCUAGGAUCAGAGUUGCCGGCACCACUGCAAAUGCCGCGGCCGCGCUGGCACGGAUUUCGCGUGUGGUGAAGGAUCUUCAACCCAUCAUGGUACCACUUCGAGGAGCCAUGGCCGAGACCUACCGAGAUCCAGCCCUGAAACACCUCGUCAGACCGUUCCUGGAUUCCGUUCAGCAAAGGUUUGAUGUGCAGAUUGCUUUAACAUCUGAUCACAUUAAGAUUGUCCACAACGAAAAUCAUCGUUUGUCACAACAAGCUCAUCGCGUGAUCCGGCUCGCAGUGGAAACAGAAGAUGAUCCCCAUAAAAUUGAAGUAUGGCCACCGGAGAGUAAGGAGUCAAGCUCUCUUCAGCCGUUUCCCAGCCCCGCCGAGUUUUCUAGGGGCCUCCUGCAGCUACCAUGGACUCGUUUCGUCAACUCUGCCAUUGACACUCCACCUCCGCGUACACGCCAUCCUGAUAACGAACGCAUAACGUUACUGGAUACCAUGCUCAGCAGAAUCCGGGAUUGGCUCAAUGCCGCCAGCAUGGUCAAGAAGCCGAAGCCGCGGCAUGAGUUACACUACCAUACAACCGCAAAAUUUGGCCAGGCAUUGUUCCGAGAGCCGCCACAGGCUAGGAUUCCCCAUACAAGAACGAGAUCAGAGGUUGAAUCGCCAUCACCGUCUGUGAGCAAGUCGAAGGAUAGGAGUGAGGACAUGGAAAACACUGGCAAGGCAAGCGAAGCAUCUGCCGAUGUGCUUUCCAAGGGGCCAUCACUCCAUCUGAAGAGCGCAGCUGGAAACGAACGGGUGUCAGGCGCGGUCAACUCGAAUGCCCCAAGUACCUUUCCAACCCCAUCACUCACCAGCCAGAUCCCAUAUCUGGUCCAGCAACUUGCACUCAUUAAGCAGUGGAACCAGGGUACAUCCACAACCGCGAAGGAUAUUGAUCCCGAUGCCCGUGUCACUCUCCGACUCGAGUUCUCUCCGAUAUACAACGGACCGCACUCUCAAUAUUGGCCUACAUUUGAAGCCUUUGUCACCUCAGGAGAUUCGCUUGAGGGUAAAAGACCCCCGCUGAACAUCGCCAAGAUUUCGGCCGUGCACCAACAAAAAUCAUUUACCAUUCUUUGCCCGAGUCGUGACGUGGAUGUCACAGUCACCCAGGAGCUCAGACAGGACCUUCUGUAUCGAGGAUCCGAGAAGAACCAACACUAUACAUCUCUACUCCGUACCAUCAAGGGAUACUUCUCACGAGCAGAGGCCGAUGAGCCUACUGACUGGCUCUUCCAACCAUUUAUUACCUUGCCCCUGGAUGACAGGAUGAAAGGAAUCGCUGAUAAGGUGGAAAGUGCUGUUAAGCAAGGAAAGACGUUUCAACAACAGCAUGUCGCUCAGACCGUGGCCACCAAGAAAGAGUCGAUUGCGUACAUUCUCCGCACAGUCGAUGUCAUGGAUGUUGACUCCCGCGAGAUCGCCGUCGGCCUGGAUGUGGACUCUGCUGGGAAGCAACGAAAUCAUGAGACCGUCAAGUUCUGCUUGGAUCAUGUCACAUUGACCGGCACUGAGGCGACGCGGCAAGAACUUUGCCUUUCUGAGCGGUCUUUGCUGCAACCCCCUCCCCUGACGCCGACGGACGUCACGACAUUGACGAAAACGGCUUUGGAGCUGGCGGACCGUCUGGGCAAGGAUCCUACCGCGUCGCCGUCUACACUGGCUGAGUUUGAGCUUAAGCUCCACGCCAAGGACCUUCCUGGAGAGAAGAAAAAGAAGACAACGGGGAAGAAGCCGAAGCCGAGUCCAAAGGUGCUGACCAAGGCUCAAAAGCCGGCCAAAAAAGCGUCCUCGUCUUCGAAAAGUCGCGGCAAAAGCCAAGCGUCCGUGUCAUGA